Messenger RNA from Orbicella faveolata, 2426 nucleotides. RefSeq lists its product as uncharacterized. Lineage: Eukaryota; Metazoa; Cnidaria; Anthozoa; Scleractinia; Merulinidae. The record is from RefSeq and is a predicted model, not a curated record.
GGUCGGUUGCCUGGUAUAUUAUUCAUCGAGUUAUUCAUCGCUUUGUACCAUGCAUGUUACAUAAGCACAGUCAGAGCCAACGGCAUUAUGAUUAGCGACAGACUGUACCGUCUUUUGCUAAGUUCUGGGAUUACUUUUGGUGGUUUAGGCGUGGCUUGGAUUCUAAUGAAGGCCAUAGUACCAUCUAAAGAAGAAAUGCUAAAGAAAUUGCCAGAGGAGGCUACAUCACGUGAGGCCUUAGCAGCAGAACAAAGAAGACAUGAGGAUUUUAUAAUGGUCCUUCAAGAAAACAUGAGGUCAAAAAACCCUGCUUGGAAAGUUAUGGGAAUCGAUGAAGUAAAGGAAAGACAAAAGAGAAGAGCAGAAUAUCAGCAGAAGAAAGAAUCAAAAUUACGAGACAAGACAUCCAAUGAGCUUUUAAGUGAAUAGCUGGGAGUUUACAAAGACAACAACAAAAGGUCACCAUGACUUCCCAAAAAAUACAAAAACAAGAUUUGUCACAACUACAGGGGGGAGACAUCUCUUGCUCAUUUUAUGGGAAGCAUUCACUGUACUUUGUUGGGAAAGUCAUGCCAGGAAAAACAAUUAACUGCAACAGUAAAUGUUUUGUACACUAUAACGUGCACACACCCCGUAUGUAACUCACCUGGCUUGAACAUUGACCAUUGGAAAUUCUGCAAGGUACAAACUACAGGUGAUUAAUUCAGCCCUGGGAGACAAACAGUUAAUAAAAAGCCCCUCAGUCUGUAAAAUUUGGAAUUAAGUUGGCUGAUACCCAUGUGCAAUUUUAUAAGUGCUAAGUUCCUGAAAAAAAACACAUCUUCAAGUGACAAAUAUCAUAACAGUUUAAUAUACUACUUUCUCAUUCAACAAAGUUGUCAGAGUAAAGCAGCCUCUCAAUCAUAGGAAAGAAAUUAAAUACUUGUUGUUCAAACAUGGAAGAAUGCAAUGUAGAAUCCUUUUGAUGAGUGUCAAAAAACUUUUCUUUCUCUGUGUUUUUUCAAAACACUUUAUGUGGUCCCCUCCAAACUUGUUGAAUAAAAUGUGUACUCAUUUAAGUGACUGGUAAAAUUGUUAGCUUGAAAAUGAACUGAACACUGACUACACCAUAUCGGAAACCAUUUCAUUUUUUCACAAUUUUUUUUCACACAGUCACUUACUCAGCUGGUAGAAAUUAAAAGAAAAUGAAUGCCUCUGACAGUUGCAAAUUGCCUUUAAAUUGGAAGUCCAACAUUAAACUUGUAGCCUAACUAAUUUUCAGGAGGCACGGUGGCCUCAUAGGUAGUGCACUCAUCCCCGGAUCAAGUGGUCUGGGUUUGAGCCCUGGCCAGGGACAUUGUGUUUUGUUCUUGGGCAAGACACUUUACUCUAUGGUGCCUCUCUCCACUGCAUGCAAUUGAUAAGUGAAACAACAUCAAUGAAAAGGUGUAAAUCUGAAUUGUAGAAUGCUCUUCUCAAUGGAGUACCUUCAGAUGGUCCUUUCCUGUAAAUCUUUUUAUUUAUUUAUUUAUCUUUUAAUGUUCUGUUUCUCAUUUCAUGGUUAUGUUUCUGAAUGAAAAAUGUAUUUGAUGCACUUUCAUUUGUAUUGCCUGGGAGAUUUGGCGACCCGUACGGUAGAGACUCGGUCCACAUCCGGGUUACUCCCAGAUAAUCUGGGAGAGUUGGCAUAGAUGAAUUUCAGUUCACUUAAGUAUAAGGUUACAAACAAAGGAAAUAAUUUAUUAAUCUCUAAAGGAAUGUUUAUGUACGAACUUUUAAGUGUAUUUAAAAAUGCAUUUAUCUUAAUGAAUAAUUUAAUGUACAUGUGCGCAUUAAUCAUUCUCUUAAAUAAUAAGGACUCUACAGUGGAGGAUCUAGGGGAGGGGCCCAGGGGCCCGGUCCCCUGCCUUAAAAGAAGAAUAAAUGACAGAAGGAAGAAAAGCCGGCAGGGCAAGUAAAACAAAACCAGGCCCCCCUCUUAGCUCAAGUUCUGGAUCCGCCACUGCUCUAGGGUUGUAAAAUUUCGCUUCGUGAAUGUUUAGGACUACAAAGCAGUAGUCAACCUUGGUACCAGGUUCUCUCUUUCCUUUGCCUCCCUUGCCAAAAAGGAAGGCAAAGUGACCACUCACUUAUCAGUGUUCCAGUUAAUAAUAUUGUUCUUUAUACUCCUCCACUGUGAAAGCGUCACCACUUGUGUUCACCACAGCUCACCACCAAGUUGUCACAUUUGAUGCCUGGGGGAGGUAUGUGGGUUAGUUUUUGCUGGAUAUGUGCUGCUGGCCUCUCAGAGCCCCUACCCCAUUAUAGUCUAUUCUGUGGCCAAUUAUAGACUCCAUCUUAAACACUUUUGGGUGAAUAUGUAAUUUUCGCGAUCCCAACUUAGUCACUUUCUAUUUAUAAAUGUACUUUAUAUUGAAUAAAGACCACUUUACUUUUCACCUACAGUA